UGACGUUUUCAUUUUUCAAAUAAAAAUUGUCAAAACUCAAAAAUACUAUUUUUUCAAUUUGUCAUUUUCAUCAUUCUUCAUUGGGAUUUGGGUUUAACGUAAUAAAGUUAAAUCUAAAUAGCCUCACCACAAAAAUGUUGAGCCGACCUCUAUUAAAACGAGCUCUAUUAUUGCGCACUUUAAAAAAUGCUGCUGAGAAAGCUCAGCAAGUAAGGAACGGACAUGGAGGAACAUGGGCGUACCGAGUUCCCCCGCCAAUGCCAUCCAAAAGGGAAGUAAUGCUCGCUCAAGGCCUGGGAGGACUCUGUUGGUACUGGAUCUUGUAUCACAUUGCAACCGAGCCUGAACACAUCUACGGUGAAUGGCCGUAUGUAGACCCAAGCACAUGGACCAAUGAGGAAUUGGGUAUUCCUGAUGACUCUGCCGGACCUCUGAAGAAAUAAAUUUAGAACAAUUAAUAAUGUAAAUGUAUAUUUAAUAAAAUUUGUUAGUUGAAA
Molecule: messenger RNA, 497 nt
Organism: Colias croceus (clouded yellow)
Lineage: Eukaryota; Metazoa; Arthropoda; Insecta; Lepidoptera; Pieridae
Product: NADH dehydrogenase [ubiquinone] 1 beta subcomplex subunit 2, mitochondrial-like
Exons: 3
Coding region: 135-443 (102 amino acids)
Cellular component (GO): mitochondrial inner membrane
Source: RefSeq, a predicted model, not a curated record